AUGUUAAAUUAUAUAUAUUAUAUAUGAGAAGAACCAGUUUAUAUUACUUUAGGUAAUUGAUUUAAUGUAGGUGAUAUAUGUGUUCCUUAUGGUUUAUCUUUAGAUUCUUUAGCUUUGACUGUAAUCAUACCUGUGGGUAUAGUAACUAUAGCUGUAUUAAUCUAUGCUAUAGAAUAUAUGUCUCAUGAUCCUAAUCGUAAUGUAUUCUUAAUAAUAUUAAGUGUAUUUGCAUUAUUUAUGACUAUAUUAAUUAUUAGUGAUAAUUAUAUUAUGUUAUUUAUAGGUUGAGAAUUUGUUGGUGUUAUUUCUUAUUUAUUAAUAUCUUUUUGAUCUACUCGUAUUGCUGCUAUGAAAGCUGCUUUAUCAGCUAUAUUACUUAAUAGAAUGGGUGAUACCUUCUUUAUGUUAGUUUUAGGUAUAUUAUUAUCUUAUUUUCAUGCUAUUGAUUUUGAAACUAUUGCUUUAUCUACACCGUAUACUAAUACAUUUUUAUUAAAUAUAAUUAGUUUAUUAUUAUUAAUGGCUGCUACAGCUAAAAGUGCUCAAUUAGGUUUACAUUCAUGAUUACUUCUUGCUAUGGAAGGUCCUACUCCUGUUAGUGCUCUAUUACAUGCUGCUACUAUGGUAUGUGCUGGUGUAUAUUUACUUGCUAGAUCUUACUUUAUAUUAGAAUAUUCUCCUAGUAUAUUAUUAAUAAUAUGUUGAUUAGGUGGUAUAACUACUUUAGUUAGUGGUUUAAUAGCUAUAUUAACUAAUGAUAUUAAAAAAGUAAUAGCUUUAUCAACUAUGUCACAAUUAAGUAUAAUGAUAUUAGCUAUAGGUAUUAGUAGUUAUGAUUUAGCUAUAUAUCAUCUAUAUUGUCAUGCUUUCUUUAAAGCUUUAUUAUUUAUGGGUGCUGGAUCUAUAAUACAUAGUUAUGUAUCUGAAACUCAAGAUAUGCGUAAAUAUGGUGGUUUAAUUAACUAUUUACCUAUGAGUUAUACUGCUAUAUUAAUAGCUUCAUUAUCUUUAAUGGCUAUACCAGGUCUUUCAGGUUAUUACUCUAAAGAUAUUAUAAUAGAAUCUUUAUAUGGUACUUAUACUUGUAGUGGAUAUAUACUAUAUUAUCUAGCUGUUUCUUCAGCUACUCUUACUAGUAUUUACUCUAUAAGAGUUUUAUAUCUUACUUUUUAUAAUAUACCUAAUAGUAAUAAAAAUAGUUAUAAAUAUAUACAUGAGAACUUUAAAAUUAUAAUACCUAUGUUAUUAUUAAUUAUAUACAGUAUAUAUUUAGGUUAUAAUAGAGAUUCAGUUAUAGGACAUAUGGCAUACUCAUUACCAUCAAAUAAUAAUUUUAUAGAUACAGAAUUUACAUUACCUUUUUAUAUUAAGUUAUUACCUUUAAUAGCAGGUUUAUCAUUAUCAAUAUUAUUAGUUUAUAUAUAUGAAUAUACUUAUAGUUUAUAUAGAAUAGAAAUAUAUAAUUAUUUCCGUAAUAAAUUAUAUUAUGAACAAUUAUUAAAUAAUUUAAUUAUACGUAAAGUAUUACAUAUUGGUGGUUUAUUAAAUAAUUAUACUGAUAAUGGAUUAUUACGUACUUUAGGUUCUACUGGUAUAAGCAGAGGUGUACUUUAUAUUAAUAUAUGAAUAAUAUUAAAUCUAUUAUAUAUAUUCCUUUUAAUUUCCACACUUCCCCCCUCCAAAGGAGGGGGGGACUAUAUUAUUAUAAUUAAAUAA
Molecule: messenger RNA, 1716 nt
Organism: Lodderomyces oxycetoniae
Lineage: Eukaryota; Fungi; Ascomycota; Pichiomycetes; Serinales; Debaryomycetaceae
Source: the annotation of a RefSeq genome assembly